Molecule: messenger RNA, 1821 nt
Organism: Salvia miltiorrhiza (redroot sage)
Lineage: Eukaryota; Viridiplantae; Streptophyta; Magnoliopsida; Lamiales; Lamiaceae
Product: ACT domain-containing protein ACR4-like
Exons: 8
Coding region: 308-1645 (445 amino acids)
Source: RefSeq, a predicted model, not a curated record
UAUUUUUUUAUUAUUUCUCUCUCUGUCGAUUUGUUGCGAAAUUUUUACUUUUUUUUUGGAGUCCUGAGAGUCGAAGGGCAACUGAAAAUAGAAAGCCCCAUCGACCUACCUGCCAUAUAUAUAUAUACACAACACAACUCAACUGCCGCAAACAUAUUUUACACAGAGUGGCAGGUGCGAAGUGUGUUAAUUUCCGGAAGGGAGAAGCUGGAUGAUCCGCGCAGUGUUUUGUUAGUUACACAAAGGGAAUACUCGGUAUUGAAAUUCCAAGAUAACCAACCCACUGAGAGAUUAUUCAAGAGUUUGGAUGGAAGCAUCAGUCAGUUUCUCUAACGACAUGGAUGAUGAAUACGAGAAGCUCAUUAGGAGGAUGAACCCUCCGAGAGUUGUGAUCGAUAAUGAAUCUUGCAAGAAUGCGACUGUGAUUCAGGUGGACAGUGCUAACAAACAAGGAAUCCUUCUUGAAGUUGUGCAGGUCCUCACUGAUCUCAAUCUAAUGAUAACCAAAGCUUAUAUUUGCUCUGAUGGAGGAUGGUUCAUGGAUGUGUUCAAUGUGACUGAUAAUGAUGGAAACAAGAUAACAGAUGAGGGGAUUCUUGACUAUAUACAGAAGUCACUUGGUCCAGAUUCUUGCUUUGCAUCUUCAAUGAGGAGAUCAGUCGGGGUGAAGUCCGGGAUGGACCACACAUCGAUUGAAUUGAUUGGUAGUGACAGACCGGGGCUGCUCUCCGAAGUGAGCGCUGUCCUAACCAACCUGAAGUGCAAUGUGGUGAAUGCUGAGGUGUGGACACAUAACACCCGAGCUGCAGCGGUGAUGCAAGUGACGGAUGAAGAGACGGGGGGUGCUAUCAUUGAUCCGGAGAGGCUGUCCCUGGUUAAGCGCCUCUUGAGCAAUGUGCUCAAGGGUAGCAACAAGACUAGGGAAGCCAAGACUGUGGUCUCCCACGGGGGGACUCACACUGAGAGGCGGCUUCACCAGAUGAUGUUUGAUGAUAGGGAUUAUGAGCAUAUGGGCGAGGAUUCAUCGGAUCGGCCUAAUGUGAAUGUUGUGAAUUGGCACGGCAGAGAUUACUCGGUGGUCACAAUCCGGUGCAAGGAUAGGCCGAAGCUCCUCUUUGACAUAGUCUGCACUUUGACAGAUAUGCAAUACGUUGUUUUCCAUGGAAACGUUGAAGCAGAGGGUCCGGAGGCGCAUCAGGAAUACUGCAUAAGGCAUAUUGAUGGAUCCCCAGUGAAAUCUGAUGCUGAGAGACAAAGGGUGAUUCACUGUCUGGAGGCAGCAAUCCUGCGACGAGUGUCUGAGGGUUUAAAGCUAGAGCUGUGCACAUCGGACAGAAUUGGGCUACUAUCGGAUGUUACUAGGAUAUUCCGCGAGAACAGCCUAACUGUAACUCGAGCAGAAGUGAGCACAAGAUCCGGCAAAGCUCUCAACACGUUCUAUGUUCGUGAGUCAUCAGGAUACCCGGUUGAUCCCAAGAUCAUAGAUUCGAUCCGGCAGACAAUAGGGCAAACCAUACUCCGGGUGAAGGGCAGCCCCGAUGAGUCGAGCCAAGCUCCUCAAGAGUCUCCCACCAGGUUCCUCUUUGGUGGCCUUUUCAAGUCUAGGUCAUUUUGCAAUUUCGGUUUGGUUAGGUCGUAUUCAUGAUCAUGUAUAUAUUUAAAGCCCCACCCACCUCUCUAUCUUAUCUGUACAUAUUUUUCUACUGCGAUUUACCUCACCUAAAUACGUAUUUAGGAAGUUUGUGACAUCCAAUUGUUGUUGUCAAGCUUUAAAUCAUUGUACAGAACAAAUUUAUCCUCUAUGCUUAUCAUCAUUCAAAA